AACUCAGACCUUCGGAAGGAAAACACGUUUCUGUUUAGCGAAGGGGAAGAGCGGCUCAGGUUUUCUCUCUCCGUAUUACACUAAAAUUGGGAACAUAUUCAUCGCCCCUUCGUCACCAAUUUAUCUUAUGUUGCAGAGAUUUCUACUCAGCUUCUUCAUCACCCAUACUUGGAAGGUGAAUUGUUCUGGCUGAAUAUCCUUGAUCAGAUACUGGAUUUUGUUAUCAGGAAACUCUUUACUUGUUUCUCCCGGAAACAGCUGUAGAGGAGGUUAGAGAUGGAUUUGGAGACGGAGAAUAAAAUAGCUGCUAUUCUUUUGAAAGAGGCAGCAGAGCUGCGACGACAAGCUGAGAAGGAGGGCGUGCAUGCUUAUAUUCAUCAGCCCACGGUUAGGGGACGCCCCAAUUCACGUUUCUUGACUGCAACUGUUCUUGGUGUACAACAAGCAAAUCGUGCUGUUGAAGUAAAUGAAAUGUGGCGGUUAAGGCAGAAAGAGAAAGAGCUGGAUAGUAGGCUCAGAGGGUCAAGAAAUGGAAGUAGCAAGAGGAGAAGUGGCAGCGAUGUUUCCAAUACUUCCAGGAGUACAAGUAGGGAAUACUAUGACAAUGAGUCACAUUCAAGUGCUUCAUCUUCGUCAAAGAAAAGAGUUACCCGGGAGAGUCAUCCAAGCAAGGACGAUGGUCUAAAGGACGAUGAGAUGGAGGAAUUUCUACAUGCAAGGAUCAAGCGAGGCAGGGGUGAUGUUGGAUCAAGGAUGGAUGAAACUGGCCCAUACCUUCCUACUAGUCCAAAUUCCAAGCAAAAACAGUCAGGAUGCCCCGAUGAAGAGCUUAGAAAAAAACGUAUUUUGAUAGGUCCUGAAAAGCCUUUUUCACUGAAGUCAGAUGAUGAAUCUUCUCAAGAUAAGAAAAAGAAGGCAAAGAUGCUAGGCUCAAGCAAACGUCACUCUAAGAAAUAUACAUCCAAAGAAAAGUCGAAGGACAAGGAGAGAGAGAGGAGGGAGGAAAAAAAGAGAAAACAUCACAAAUGAUGGUUUUAUGGCAUGUGUAUUGUUUUUCAGCUAGGUCGUUAUAACUUGUGAUCAUUUAUGUUAUUUCGUAAUAUAUUUCUUGUCUGUACAUGUAUGAAAAAUGUUUUUGUUUAGUUCUAUCAAAAGAAUAAUUUGUAAAUUCUUUUU
This is a messenger RNA of Olea europaea var. sylvestris, 1176 nucleotides long. RefSeq names its product zinc finger CCCH domain-containing protein 13-like. Bases 277 to 1029 code for a protein of 250 amino acids. The transcript is spliced from 4 exons. NCBI's taxonomy places the organism in Eukaryota, Viridiplantae, Streptophyta, Magnoliopsida, Lamiales, Oleaceae. The record is from RefSeq and is a predicted model, not a curated record.